Molecule: messenger RNA, 2437 nt
Organism: Harpegnathos saltator (Jerdon's jumping ant)
Lineage: Eukaryota; Metazoa; Arthropoda; Insecta; Hymenoptera; Formicidae
Product: cytochrome P450 9e2
Exons: 1
Coding region: 399-1949 (516 amino acids)
Molecular function (GO): oxidoreductase activity, acting on paired donors, with incorporation or reduction of molecular oxygen; iron ion binding; monooxygenase activity
Source: RefSeq, a predicted model, not a curated record
CCACGAAAAUUGAUUAAAUUGUAUUAUAUCGAUGUAUGUCUUAUUUUGCAAUAUCAACUUCAAUAUUACAACGUCAUUAUCGAAGACUUGAAAUCCCGCUUUACUGCUUAGUCGAGUGUUUACUCUGGCAGUGUUUAACUGCACAGUGAUCUUAUAUUUCAACCUACGUAGAUCUAUCAUAAGUAACUCAGUCACUUAUCUCAUGUAACUGUUGGACGUGACUUGCGUAAGACGAAUGUGCAGAUAUAGUAAUGGAUAUUAAGCGAUGGCACUAGUUAUGCACAGUUACUCGAGCCUACAACAUCGCCGGCAUGUGAUCGAAUUCUGCAAAUCUGCGAGUUCUGCGAAUUAAUUUAUCUGUGAAUUGAUCUUAGCAAAAACUCGUAACAACAUUCAUCAUGGAGUAUUGGACGAUAUUAUUAUCCGUCGUAAUAGGAGCUCUCGGCAUUCAUUAUCUUUUCCAACAUUUUAAUUUCUUUGAAAGACACGGUAUCAUCUAUAUGCCGGCAGUUCCGAUAUUAGGCUCCAUGAUACCGCUUUUAUUACGCCAAGUGUCAUUCCAAGACUUACUUCGAAGAGUAUACAAUCUUAACAAAGACGCCAAAUAUGUGGGAUUCUAUGCCACUAUGCAGCCUAUCAUCUUGAUUCGCGAUCCGGAGCUGAUAAAAGAAAUCCUCAUCAAGAAUUUCGACUCAUUUCCAAAUCGUCGUGGUUUCAUCGAGAUCAACGAUCCCCUGUCAGCAAAGAAUUUGUUCUCUCUUCGGGACCAAAAAUGGAGAGACGUGAGAACUUUGUUGAGCCCGGCAUUCACAUCCAGCAAGAUGAAGUCCAUGUUUAUGCUGAUGUCGGAGUGCGCCGUGGAUUUCACCAAUUUUCUGUUGGAAACAACCGCGGAUAAAAGCGACGUAGAUAUGAAGGACGCCUUCGUCAAGUUUACGAAUGACGUCAUCGCAACAUGUGCCUUUGGAAUUAAAAUAGACUCCAUGAGAAAUCCAACGAACAAGUUCCUCAGCUAUGGCAAAUACGUGACUAGCUUCGAAGGGAUUCGAGCCAUUAAGUUUCUCACGUUUAAAUCAUUCCCAAAACUUGCGAACUUCCUCGGUCUGAAGAUGAUAAGUGACAACAUUGUAGACUUUUUUAAAAACACCAUAGAGAGCAUAAUCGCAACUCGCGACGCUGAGAAUAUUACACGUCCAGACAUGAUACAGCUGAUGAUGGAUAUCAGGGGUAAGCGUGAGGGUGAGAGAGAAUUGAGUAUCGAAGACAUGACCGCACAAGCGUUCAUUUUCUUUUUCGGUGGUUUCGAGAGUGUCGCACUCGGGUUGUCUUUCAUAUCUCAUGAGCUCGGGACUGAUCCGAACAUCCAGACGAAGUUGCGGCAAGAAGUCGACCAAGUUCUGGAAAAGUCAAACGGGGAAGUGACUUAUGAAGCUAUUAAUCAACUCAAGUACUUGGAUGCGGUAGUAAGUGAAGCCCUCAGAAAGUAUCCGCCACCUUUUGUGGAAAGAGAAUGCGAAAAGGAUUUUCAAUUGCCUCCUGCGUUACCGGGAGGGCAGACGUUCACAUUGAAGAAAGGUAUGCUUGUCUGGGCCUCGAUUUACGGACUUCAUCAUGAUGAGAAGUAUUACGAUGAACCGGAGGAAUUUCGUCCGGAGCGAUUUUUGGACAGCAAUACCUAUCACAACUCUCCGUGUUAUAUACCGUUUGGGUCAGGGCCGCGUAUAUGUAUAGCUAAUAGGUUCGCCAUACUGGAGAUCAAAGUCUUGCUGUUUCAUCUACUGGCACGAUGCGAGCUGAAACCUUGCGCGAAAACUACGGAUAUGGCAUUUAGCAAAAAAAAUUUGUCGAUGACACCGGACGGCGGAUUCUGGUUGAAUGUUCAAUGUAGGAGCGACAUGCAUCCUGCGAUAGCGGCAACAGCGAUCAAGCGAACUAAAAAUUCUUCCUAGUUAAACCAAAGACGUCAAUUGACGUUGCUGGUAUGUCAUUUGAGGUCAUUAAUGCGGCAUCGAUUGUUAAGAUAUUCUGAAUAUGCUAAUUGCAAAUUAUAUUAAGCUUAGAUCGGAAAGGUGCAAAUCGGAAGAUAUCUCAGAAUAUAGUUUUGUAUGUUCUCUCAUAAGUAUAAAAUAAGUUUUAUUAUCAAUAAUUCUUAUGAACAAUGUAUAUUUUUGAAAAAAUUUACUAAAUACAAUGCACGACGCUGCAUUAAUUAUACAACCGUGAUAUAUUUCUGUAAUUUAUUGCAACAAUACGUACGUUAUAAAAUCCUUUUUCAAUAUACAUCUCUUGAGGGAUGUUAAUGUUCUCGGAUGACGUCAAUGCGAAUGUUUCACGUUUUUCCAAGAAAAUAUUAUCAACCGAUAAUCAAAGAUGAACCAUUUUCUAUUACGUUGUCCACUGCUGCAUAGCAAAUAAACUGUUGAAAUCUUGCAAACAU